AUGGCGUCGCGUAAAAGGCCAAAACAUAAUCCACCACCCCCUGAACCAUCUUUAGAAGAAGAAGACACUUUAGACCGUCUUUGUAGUAUUCGUCUUGUAAGUUAUAAUAACAGGCAAUUUGAAAUUAAAAUAUUUGGUAUCAAUAAUUAUAAUCGCCCAUUUAAAAUUACUGAUAACAACGAUAAUACACUUGCAACGCUUCAAAAUGAAAAUGGUUGCCACGUUUCUUGCCUUUUAAUUCGAAUUGAUAACAGUAACAACAAUGGAAUACGGUUUCAUUAUAAUCGUAACUAUGUAGAACUUCUUCAUUGCAAUAUAAACCUCCGGGAUUUUCAACAUUAUCAAGUUGGUUAUGUCGGACUUUUGAAUGGGAUGCUAAAACUUAAGAUUGUCAAUAAUAAUAAUAAUCUCACUAUUGAUAAGUGA
Messenger RNA from Racocetra persica, 426 nucleotides. The record is from the annotation of a GenBank genome assembly. NCBI's taxonomy places the organism in Eukaryota, Fungi, Glomeromycota, Glomeromycetes, Diversisporales, Gigasporaceae.